GAGGGAGGCGCGGGGCCUCACACGCCACACCGCCGCCGCCCGGCCGGGCCGCCACAGUCAGGCCGGACCCGGCCCCGCCACCACCCCAGCCGCCGCUACGCUCGCCGCGCCGCUGCCCGACACCGCCGCCCGUGUGCUGCCUCCGCCACCGCCGCCCUCACGUGCGUGGCGUUGAUGGGCCGCGCGCCCGCGCCCGCCCCCGCCCGUGCCCCCGGCCCUGCCCGCGGGUGAGGCGCUGCAUGUGCCGCGCGGAGCACCCCGCUGUAUGCCCAUCAAGACGGGGCGACGCAAGCAGCCCGUCGCCGCGGGGCUGGGGGCCCCCGGGGACCAUGACGGCCUGCCCCCGCCCCCACACAUGAUGACCGGCCCCGUGGGGCCUCAGGCGCCCAUCUCCGGGGACUCCACCCCCGGAGGGCCGGGCUCCAUGCCCCACGGGCCGCAGGGAGGCCCGGGACCUGUGGGCAUGGGCUCACACCCCGGGCACGGACCCGUGCCGAGCUCCUUCCUGCACGGCCCUGGGGGUCCCGGCCCGGGAGGCCCCGGUCCUGGGGGCCCCGGGCCUGGGGGUCCCGUGCCUGGGGUCGUGGGCGCCGGUCCUGGUCCCAACAUGGGUCCCGGUGGGCCUGGCAUGCCUGGUCACGGGAUGCCCAACGGCCCCCAGGUCCCAGGAGGCCCUGGGCCGGGCAUGAUGCCUGGCCCUGGUGGCCCCGGACCCGGCAUGCCCAUGCAUGGGCCCGGGGGACCUCCAGGACACAUGAACCCCGCCUUCUUCAGGCGACACACACCUUACUUCGGCCAGCCUGACUUCAGACUCUACGAGCUGAACAAGAGGCUACAACAGCGAUCAGAGGAGUCGGACAAUCUGUGGUGGGACGCCUUCGCCACAGAGUUCUUCGAGGAUGACGCUACUCUUACUCUCACCUUCUGCCUCGAGGACGGCCCCAAGAGAUACACCAUAGGACGGACGCUAAUCCCUCGCUACUUCCGGAGUAUCUUUGAGGGAGGCGUGACUGAGCUCUACUACUCUUUGAAACAUCCCAAAGAGUCCUUUCACAACACCUCCAUCACGCUGGACUGCGAUCAAUGUACUAUGGUAACUCACCACGGCAAACCUAUGUACACCAAGGUAUGCACAGACGGGAGACUCAUCCUAGAAUUCACAUUUGAUGAUUUAAUGCGCAUCAAAUCGUGGCACUUCGCGGUGAGGGCCCACAGAGAGCUGAUCCCGCGGUCCAUGGUGGCGAUGCAGCAGGACCCGAGUAUGGUGGAGACGCUCAGCAAGAACAUCACCAGGCAAGGCAUCACCAACCAUACGCUAAACUACCUCAGGUUAUGUGUGAUCCUGGAGCCCAUGCAGGAGUUAAUGUCAAGACACAAGGCAUACGCCCUCUCACCGCGGGACUGCCUCAAGACCACACUGUUUCAGAAGUGGCAGAGAAUGGUGGCGCCUCCAGGUGCUGCUAACCAGUCAAAUGGUAGAAUGGGGGCAGAAGGAGAGACCCAGCGAGCACCCAACAAGCGGAGGAAGCGGAAAGGGUCAGCGUCGGGGCAGAACGCGACGCCGAACUCCACUGGGUCAAGCAAGAAAAGAUCACCAGGGCCGAAUUUCAACCUUGCCACUCAAGUCUCCCAGGACGUGAUGGUGGUGGGCGAGCCGUCCCUGAUGGGCGGCGAGUUUGGCGACGAGGACGAGCGGCUCAUCACCAGGCUGGAGAACACCCAGUACGACACCACCAGCGUGGAGGACGGCGGCGGCAGCGGGGCGCCCCAGGGCACCGGUCCAGGAGGUCCCGGCGGCCCCGGCCCAGGUCCCACCGGCCCCACACCCUUCAACAACUCCCCGAUGACCGCGGGGCCCGGCGGUCCCUGGCCAGACCCCGCACGCCCGCCCCAGGACGCUGACAAGAAGAGCCCGGCCAUCAGUCAGUAGCCCCGGAGGCAGCUGUGUGCCCCGCCCCGUCCCGCCCCGCCCGCCGACCCAAACCAUCCCACCCCACCUGUUUUACCUCGCCCCGGCCUGAACACACACACACACACACACACACACACAGUGAGGCAUGUUUUCUAUAGUUUCCUCGUCUCUAUAAGUAUGUAAAGAAAACAUGUGAGGCAGAGAAACACACAUACACACACACACACGAGGCGGCCGUGGCGGUGCGGGACGGAGUGGAGCGGGGUUGGGGCGGGGCCGGGGCUGAGCGAGGUGGGGCGGGUGUCGGGGCUGUGGGCGGGGCAAACCUGUACAUGCUUUGUAACUUUUGUAUCGUUUAGAGGACAAGAGCAAGUUUUCCUAGGGACCAACCCUUUGGUCGGCUGUACACAGUGUUUUAGUUUACGGUUGUGUCCGCGGCCCUGCUGACAGACAGACAGACACACGGACAGAGGCAGCCGUGUGCCGUGUGGGGCGACGGGCGGGAGGCUGAGAGAGAGAGAGAGAGAGAGAGAGAGAGAGAGAGAGAGUAAAGUUUGAAAUAUUAAUCGCUUCCUUUCGAUAGUGUGUGUGUGUGUGUGUACGUGUGUGUGUGUCCACAGGUAAUAUUUAUAACCUCUCAGCCGCUGUGGGUGCAGGUGUGUGUGUGUGUGUGCGAGUGCGAGUGUGAGUGUGCGUGUGCGCGCGUACUUAUUUCAACCUCCCUCCUCCCCACCAAGCCCUUAUGAGGUAACAAACGGUCCCUCUGUUUGAACACACACACGCACACACACACACACACACACACACACACACACACACACACACACACACACACACACACACAGGUCAAUGGCAUUACAUACAAAACAUGUGGCUACUCCUCCGUUUUAUAAAUACGCGUUAUUUUGGUGUGUGUGUGUGUGUGUGUGUGUGUGUGUGUGUGUGUGUGUGUGUGUGUGUGUGUGUGUGUGUGUGUGUGUGUACCCCUCCGGUCUCGAGUUAUGGCACACACAGCAGUAAAUGAGAAGACAUGAAUUCGCUCCAUCAUGCGUCAUUACAUCAGCACAGCCACCUCGCCGGUCAUGUUGUCUGCUCCGUGACUCAGUGUAUGGAAUGUUUUGCGAGGCACGAGUCGUUGAAGGUAACUCAUCUCAAGCUGCCUUUUGUAUAUAGAAACAUUGACAUUCGUAGCGUUCAUGAUAUCAAAGCUAAGAUCAAUUUUUUUUUUUUCUCUCACUUUGUCUCUACAUUCGAGUUUGCAAGUAACAAAUUUUAAGAUACCUUUUUUUCUCAUCUGGUGUAUUAAAAUCGCAAGAUUCACAAUAGCAACUUUUAAAAUCGACCUUUAUUUUUUUUUCUCCAUUCGAAUACCUUUUUUUAAUCGUUAUUGAAAUUCGUAAGUUUCACAAUAUCAAAUUAAAAUCAACCAAACUUUUUUUUCUCACUUUAUCUCAACAUUCGAGCUUACAAGUAACAUUUUUUUCUCAUCUACAUUAAAAUUCGUAAGAUUCACAAUAUCAAAAUUAAAAUCAUGUCUUUCUCAUCUCCACAUUGAAAGUUUUUCAGGCCAGUGAGUCCUGUGUGGAUAUAUUCAUAAAUGUGUAUUGGGUCGCGUUUUGUCAUGUCAACUGUGUGUGCAUAGCGAAGGACGUGUAGAGGAAAUGAGCAGAGUGGGUUACUAGUGCACUGUUGUAGAGUGAUGCUGAUGAUGACGAUGAUGGGUUUUAAGAGGAAGUUAUACUGAUGAUGAGUACUAAUAUAAGGAAAAGGUUUUGACGUGUGAAUUAUCUACAUAUAUAUUAUUAUUUUUCUUUUCCCUCUUUAUUUUUUAUCCCUUAAGUUUAGUUGGAGUUUUAAUGAUGUGACUUGUAUACCUCUUGUUCUCGCACGAUGCUGGUGAUGACGAUGAUGGUUGAGUGUUACAAUGUUCACGUGUAAGUGUUUGUAACGGGGCGCACGUAUUAAGUCUGUCCAUUAUGUUAUGCACGCAGUCCUCUGUUCCUCUCUUAUUUUACAUAUAGUCAUUGGUUAGGAGUCCUGUAUCUCUUCAUGACAAUUAUAUACACUUGUUUGUACUGAAUUGUUGCUAGAUUAACAAUGCAGGGUUUUAUAUGCGAUUUUAUUUUUAUUUUUUCAGUUAUUAUUUUUUUAUGUAUAUUUAUUGAGUGGAAAUUAUUUUAAGUUCAAAGAAGAUUGUGUAUUGUUUUUAUUAUUAUUAUUAUUUUGAGUGUUGUGACAACACUACACACACACACACACACACACACACACACACACACACACACACACACACACACACACACACACACACACUUGUCCAAACCUUAUGACGCAACACAACACUUUCUUAUAUAGUAUUUAAUCUUUUUUUGCAUUUUAUCAUAAUUAAGCGUCGGUUGUAAUAAUUUACCCCGACAUUCAAAGAGUAUUUUAUUAGUGUGUGUGUGCGUGUGUUAAAUUAAGUUCUUUUUUUUUACAUAUAUUCUGCGUGUGUUUCUUUUUCUUUCCUAUUUCUAUAUUUGCCUUUUCGUGUAUUGAGGAAGGAAAAACACAAUGUAUUCAGAUGUUUUAUAGACCCAAGGCAGAGAAAAGGCAAGGGCACACCGCAUUGAUAUAGACACGUGUCAAUACAAACAAGGAAGCCGCUGCGCCGCCACUGGAUCGACGACACUAACGAACGAUGCCUACGAUGAAAGAAAGCACGACAAACAAAAGUGACACGAAUGAAAUUUAGAACACAUGAAGAAAUUAAAGUAAAAUACAGUCAUAAUAACAAUGAAAAAGAGGAAAACUAAAGGAUGACACGGAUGAAAGGAAAUUAGACCAAAAUACAACGAUAAUAAUAAUGAAAAGAGGAAAAAAACUAAACGAUGACAUAAAAUUUUGAACAUUGAAGGAAAUUAGACCAAAAUACAAUACUAAUAACAAUAAAAGUAUGAAAUUAAACAAAAGUUACUUGAUAUUUUGAAGACAUAAAAGAAAUUAGACCAAAAAUACAGUAAUAAUAACAAUGAAAGGACGAUAAACUGAAGUGACACGGAUGAAGUUUUGAACACUGAAGGAAAUAAAACUUAAAUGCAGUAAUAACAAUGAAUGAGAACAACAAAAGUGAUAUGGAUGACAUUUUUUACACUGAAUGAAAUGAAACUAAAGUACAAGAGUAGCAGUGCGUAGAUUUAUAAAGUUUUGAAAGAAGUUUUGAAGAGAGAAGGAAUUUAAAGUACAAUGAUAACGAACAGAUGAAGUGAAAAGUGACCUGGAUGAAAUUAUUAACACAGAAAAUUAAAGAAAAAAACUAUUACCAAUGAACAGAUGAAGUGAAAAGUGACGGAUGAAAUUUUGAACAGAGAAUGAAUUUGUGAGAGCGCAAAAGAAACUUAAAUAAAAAAAACAAAUAUGAAUAGACUACCUAUAUAGAAAUUAAUAAAAAAAUUGAAUAAGACCAAAAAUUAUUACUUUGAAAUUUUUAACUACAAUUGGUAUUAUUAAUUGGACAUUUUAAAAGUAAAGAGAGAAAAAAAAUA
Molecule: messenger RNA, 5436 nt
Organism: Portunus trituberculatus (swimming crab)
Lineage: Eukaryota; Metazoa; Arthropoda; Malacostraca; Decapoda; Portunidae
Gene: Chi
Product: LIM domain-binding protein 2-like
Exons: 9
Coding region: 266-1930 (554 amino acids)
Biological process (GO): negative regulation of transcription by RNA polymerase II; nervous system development; positive regulation of transcription by RNA polymerase II
Cellular component (GO): transcription regulator complex; nucleus
Molecular function (GO): LIM domain binding
Source: RefSeq, a predicted model, not a curated record